Messenger RNA from Diaporthe batatas, 1533 nucleotides. RefSeq lists its product as uncharacterized. Gene Ontology annotation, molecular function: oxidoreductase activity, acting on paired donors, with incorporation or reduction of molecular oxygen; heme binding; monooxygenase activity. The record is from RefSeq and is a predicted model, not a curated record. The transcript has 5 exons. NCBI's taxonomy places the organism in Eukaryota, Fungi, Ascomycota, Sordariomycetes, Diaporthales, Diaporthaceae. Bases 1 to 1533 code for a protein of 510 amino acids.
AUGGCACCGUCGCUCAACACCAUCUUGCCUCACGAUAUCGGCAACAGGGCCGUACCAAACCGCUGGCAGAAUGUGGCAGCACUGGCCGCUACAGCAGCCGUCCUGUUCGUCGUCUGGCGCCUCUGCAUUGUCGUCUACCGGUUGACAUUCCACCCCCUUGCAAAAUAUCCCGGGCCCAAGCUCUACGCCGCUACCAACCUCGUGGACUUGCACCGAAAGUACGGGCCGAUCGUGCGCGUCGCGCCCAAUCACCUCGCUGUCGACGGAUCUAUCGGGUGGCCACAGAUCUAUCAGCACCGCCCCGGUAAGGCUGAGUGGGGCAAGCAGCCCGACUUCUUCUUCCCUGGUGAUAACAAGAGCCUCAUUGGCGGCGACCAUGAGAACCACAGGCGGCUGCGACGCCAGCUCAACCACGCCUUCAGCACCGAGAGCAUGUACGAACAAGAGCCCAUCGUGCAGCAGUACAUAGAGCUACUCCUCACUCAGCUGAGCAAGAAGGCCGCCGCCGGAGAGGUGUUCGACAUCGUUCCAUGGUUUAACUUCAUGACGUUCGAUAUCAUCGGCGACCUGACCUUCGCCGACACAUUCCACAACCUCGAUGGCGGCGAAUACCACCCAUGGGUUCUUGGAUCCUUCAAGGCCGUCCUCGGCGCCGGUAUCAAUCGCUUCACAAAACACUACCCCCUACUGCGCCUGGCGUUCAAGUCUCUGGGCAGCUCGGCUGAAAAUGUCAAGACGGAGCUCCAGAACCGCGAGCUCGCCAACGCAAAGGCCAUGGCCCGCAAGGCCCAGGGCGAGAGCCCUGGAGGAAGGAGGGACUUCAUGACGUACAUGCUCAAGAAGACGCGCGACGGACAGCCCGGUUUUGACGACUUCGACAUCCGCCUGAACUCGCCCACCAUCAUAACAGCUGGCAGCGAGACGACAGCCACUACCCUGGCGGGCUUCACUUUCCACCUCGGGCUGAAGGCGAACCGCCCCGUGUACGAUCUUCUUGCCGGUGAGAUCCGCGCUGCCUUCCAAAGCGAGUCUCAGAUCGAUAUCAAGUCUACCGCCCGCCUGCCCUACCUCACAGCCACCAUCGAGGAGACUUUGAGGAUGUACCCGCCCGCAGCCCAGACACCACCACGGGUUAGUCCCGGGGCGGAACUCAAUGGGGAGCACAUUCCCAAGGGGACCGUCACCACCAUCUUCCAGCUUGCAACCUACCGCAACCCCGAUAACUUCUACGAUCCGGAUAACAUGCGCCCGGAGCGAUGGCUCCCCUCUAACCACAAGCUAUACAACCCAGUCUUUGCCAACGACAACAAGGCAUCUUUCCACCCUUUCAGCUUUGGAGUACGGGACUGCCUGGGCAAGAACCUGGCCUACUCAGAGUUGAGGGUCGCCAUCGCGCGGUUCCUAUUCCGAUUCGAUUUCGAGCUAGCACCGGGCGAGGAAACUUGGAUGGAUAGGAGCCAAGUGCUCGUUAUCUGGGAGAAGCCCCCACUGAUGGUGAAACUCACCGAGAGGAAGUUGGUACCAGUAGAGUGA